UGAAGGUCGACUGUACUCUACAUAACGUAAAAGAAGAAAAUUACGUUUAGCAUAUAUUCGUCACAAAUUUUUGCAUUAGUAUGGAUUAUUUCAUUUCACGUUGUAUAUGUAUAUUUUAUUUUAUGUUUAUCUUUUUGGUAGGUUUAUCUUUUUUUUUCGACAGAAACCACAGAAACAGAAUUUUGCGAUUUGUCAAAUAAAAUUGCAAAUGUUUUGAGUUUUGACAACUGUUUACCAAAAGAAAAUACAAACUUGAUAAACAAUGUUUUUAUGUGGAAUAAAUGAAGCAGGCAGGUUUUUCAGAACGUUUUUGAAAUGCACAAAAUAAUUAUCUGAAAGCUGUAUUUGAUCUUGGGGUCAGGAGACGAAUGUUUAACAAAAAUGGCUCUAUAUGAUAAUAAAUACUGGCUUCUCACACAUAUCAGGCAUUCAUUCAUAUCUUCUGAUGAUACAGGUAUGUGUGAGAUAGUUAUGUCAGGUGAAGAUAUUAGCCACCUGAAGAGCCAGUUGGAGAAAUACCCCGAUCUAGAUUUAAGUGAUGACAGUGAUGGUCUUUCUAUUGAAUCUGGUGAUUUAAGUUUCGGAAUGGAUUUUGGAAUGAGAGCCAGAACUAACACUGCAGCAAGAAUUGAAAAGAUCGAGCAAGCCAAGAAAAAGGCUGCUAAAGUUAGACUUAUAAAAUGGGACCCAAAAAAAUUGAAUGUCGAUGAUAAAACAGUCAUAGACAAUAUGUUUGAGAAAGUUGACCCAGAAAAAAAUGUACAAAUUGUGAAAAAAUCUCUCCUUUCUCAAAGACUGCAAGAAUGUGUGAAUUUGCCUAAAAAUCCUUAUCUGACAUACGCUAAAUUUGAUGGCAAUGGACAUGUAAAUAUUCCUACAAGAAGAUAUAAAAUUUUCCUCACAAUGCUGGAAAAUGAAAAUAAAAAUGUGCCUCUGGAUGUUUCUUGUGUUGCGACAGCUAAAGUAAUAGAAUUAAUUGGACUCAUCUUGUUCACUUUGAGUAAUAGAAACUCGACUGUUACGUUACACCCACCCACACAUUAUGGUUUGUACAUAACCGAGGAGGAUGGUGAAGUAUAUAGGGAUCUUCCGCCAUUAGAAGCCAAAGAAUGCGUUGCUAAGUUUGGAUUCACCUGUUUGGGCUUAGUGGAGCAUAAAGAUGCAGUGGUUAGUUUCGAUGAAAGUGUGAAAGAAAAUCAGGAGAAUGGAAAAACAGGGAGUGAAGGCCAAAGAAAACCCGAUAAAGAACCCGAUGAAAUUAAACAAAUCACCAGUGAUCUUGAGGUGAUGGCUGUGCACAAGAAGGCAAUGGAAGCUCCUCUUUAUCAGUCAUAUCAAGUCAAUAUAAUAACGAAAAUGAGACCAAAAGUGGAAGUUCAUUUGGGAGUGAGCGGGGAUAAAAUCGAAAUAGAUCCUAUACAACCACAGAAUUCUAAAUUUUCGCUCACCAAACUGAAACCUGUCAGUUGUCACAUUGAUUCAGUCGCUUGGUGCGAGGUCACUGAAACUAGGAGUUCUCGGACACAAUUUAGGCUUUUUUACAGCAAUAGCUAUGGUACUGGAAAAAUUUCAGGGGAAAAGGCUGGUUCACACUCGUCCCCACUUCAAACGUCUGCAAGUUUCAAACAUUUCGACUUCGAAGCUGAUCACACAACGGCGGAAGAAAUUGUUGAGAAAAUAAACUUGAUUCUGGAUCUGAGAUCCAGUCAGAGUCGUAAAGAAUAUGUUGCUGCCAGAGAAAGGAAACAGUAUAAACGCAAAGGCUUUAAUAUUCAUAAGUGAUAGUUAUAUUUUUUGUAUUAAGUUAAACUAUAUUUCUAUUUAAUAUAUUGUUACAUUUUGGAAA
Messenger RNA from Coccinella septempunctata (seven-spotted ladybird), 1846 nucleotides. RefSeq names its product stress-activated map kinase-interacting protein 1 (gene Sin1). Gene Ontology annotation, biological process: TORC2 signaling. The transcript is spliced from 6 exons. The record is from RefSeq and is a predicted model, not a curated record. Gene Ontology annotation, cellular component: cytoplasm; plasma membrane; TORC2 complex. Gene Ontology annotation, molecular function: phosphatidylinositol-4,5-bisphosphate binding. Bases 382 to 1782 code for a protein of 466 amino acids. Lineage: Eukaryota; Metazoa; Arthropoda; Insecta; Coleoptera; Coccinellidae.